AUGGCGCCUGUCGAGCGCGGCUGGAUAAGCCUCUUCGUCGACCGGCUUGCCGGCUGGUGGUCCGGACUACCCGGCGAGACAUGCAGCUACACCGUCGAGUUCCUCCAGAUCCCGAUCGGCACGAUGAAGCUCGCCGCGAACCUCUACCAGCCGACCAUCGCAAAACCCCACGGCACCAUUCUGGUGCGCACCUCGUACGGCAUCACGCCGCUCAUGGCUCUCGGAAAUGCGCGGAUGUUCGCGUCACGGGGGUACCAGGUACUGCUCGCCGCCUGUCGAGGCACGGAUCCGUCCGACGGCCAGGAAGUCGUCCCCGCGAUCUACGAAGCCGAAGACGGCCUCGCGACCGUCGCUUGGAUGCGGGAACAGCCCUGGUACACGGGGUCUUUGGCAACGUACGGCGGAUCCUAUCUCGGUCACACGCAGUGGGCCAUUCUCACCGAUCCGCCGGCGGACGUGAAGGCCGCCGUUAUCAGCACCGGCCCGAUCGACUUUGGUGUCUUCUCCUGGUGGACGGGAGCGAUGGACGCGCACAUGGUGGCUUGGGCUGACUUGAUGACUGCCGCGAAACGAGGCCACACGCCUGGCCCGGCCUACAUCAAGAAGCAGCAUCAAGCCCUCAAGCCCGUGUACGACGCUGUGCCCUUCAUGGGUGGCAUCAAGAAGCACCUGGGCGACCAUACUCCUUCCUGGGUCGAAGACAUGGUCAGCGACAGUGACUUGUCCAAACCGCUUUGGCAGAAGGCGAACCAGAGCGUCGCGAUCGAGAAAGCGGACAUUCCCAUCUUGCAGCUCACUGGAUGGAACGACAGCGUCCUACCGUUGGUAAUGCAGCAGCACAGCGCCUUGGUCGAGCGAAAGGCGCAAGGCUACCUGACUAUCGGUCCAUGGUCACAUUUGGGAACGCAACGAGGCCCGAGUCUGACCGAGGGGCUCCGGUUCCUCGAGCACCAUCUCGCCGGUCGUGGCCCUCCUCCCCGGAAAUCCCAAUGCCGCAUUUUCGUCACGGGUUCGAACGAGUGGCGGGAUCUCCCAAGUUGGCCGCCGGUCUCUUCUUCAUCUCGAGAAUACUUCCUGGCACCCGAGAAGGUCCUCAGCCAAGAGAAGCCGACCGAUGAGACGUCGAGUUCCAGCUUUACCUUUGAUCCCACAAGCCCGACUCCUAAUAUCGGCAUGCCUCGCCCAUUUGACGACGUCAUCCCCGCAAGUUACGACGACACCAGCCUUGCGCGUCGUUCGGACGUCGUCGUCUUUGAUAGUGCGCCGCUUGACGAGGAUGUGGAGGUGUGCGGCAAGCCUAUCAUCGAGCUUUGUCACUCCAGCGAUGAUCCGCAUGUUGACGUGCUGGUCCGUCUAAGCGAAGUCAGUACGAACGGAAAGUCGGCGCGGAUAACUGAGGUAUACAGACGCCUGGAUCCCGCAAGAGGUCCUGAGCCGCUGCAGCUCUCGCUCGUGGAUUGCGCGCAUGUUUUCCGGAAAGGGGUGAAGUUGCGGGUGGUUGUUGCGGGCGGUGCACACUUUGGGUUUAUCCGCAACUUGGGUACCGGGGAGAAUCCGGCGUAUGGGUCGACGACGCGGCCGGCUGUUCAUACGGUGCAUCAUGCGAGGGGCGCCGUGUCCAAGCUGAUGCUUCCUGUUACUGCUUGA
Messenger RNA from Colletotrichum karsti, 1647 nucleotides. RefSeq lists its product as uncharacterized. Gene Ontology annotation, molecular function: dipeptidyl-peptidase activity. Lineage: Eukaryota; Fungi; Ascomycota; Sordariomycetes; Glomerellales; Glomerellaceae. Bases 1 to 1647 code for a protein of 548 amino acids. The transcript has a single exon. The record is from RefSeq and is a predicted model, not a curated record.